Messenger RNA from Porites lobata, 16838 nucleotides. Lineage: Eukaryota; Metazoa; Cnidaria; Anthozoa; Scleractinia; Poritidae. The record is from the annotation of a GenBank genome assembly.
CAGCGGAGUUACCCAUGAUGGCGGCCUAAAUCUUCGACCAUGGCGAUCUUGCCAACUCACCAUAGCAGAUUUCAGCCAAUUCCCGUCCAUAGAUCCGGUCUUAGACUCAGAGAAAAGUAUGUUUUGUUGUUAAUUUUUAUAGCUUUUCUUCUUUUAUGCUUUGGAGCAUUCUUCUUCGUCCCAGACUUGAGAGACCGGACUUACCUGGAGAACGCUUACAAAAAAUUCGUAGGUGCCGGUGGCGAUAUUUUGCCCAUUAGACCUCCUAAAACACCCAUUGUGAAGCAUGUCGAAGGUAAAUAUCUGAUAUUUUUGUCAACUUAAAGACUUUUUGACUUGAUUUAAGUAAACCUAAGGCGCUAUUUUGCAGCCUUUGUCGCUAAUCUUUAAUGUGUUUUCGUUUCCACUCAAGAAGCCACCUCGCUGCCUAACAAGAGAGAAGCCGACGAUCUAGGAGCUGAAAAUCAGAAUGUUGAAGUUAAUGUACCUCAGAAAACUCCGACAAAACUGUCCUUAAACCAUAAGGAAUUAAUGGAAAAAAUAAGAAAGGACAAAGAGAAGUUUAGAGAAGAGAAGAAAUCUCAAAAGGAAGCUGAAAAGCGCGCUAAAAUUGAGAAAUUAGUGAACAAUUCUAAGGUGGACGAGACCGGAGCAAAGGGAAUCACCGGGGGAGAACCUUCAGAUGAGAUAGCUAAGACACGAAGAAAUUUUAUAAAAAAGGUACGUUGAUUGUUUAAUGCCAUAAGUACGUGGACAAGUUUAGUGCUUUGUAUAUGUAGUUACGCGUUUUCAGUAUUCAUAAUUAUUAGUCGGUACUGUUUGUAUUAAAUUAAUGUUGACAGUCGAAGAAAAACUGCAACCUGUAACCCAACUCAACGUAAGAGCGAUCAGCCUUAAUUUUAAUCACCAAUUCACUCUUAAAAGUUUAAGAGAUUAUUUACUUUCCAGUCAUCCUUUACAGGUCGAGAAAGAUGUAUCGUUCCAGAAUAUUCAAGUUUUAUUAAACAGUGUUAGUUUGUUUGUGACGUACACGCACGUUUCAGGUUGUCAUUGGUUGCAUUGAAUUUAAUCUUACAUGGUUAAAAUAAGCUACGAUUUUACUUGAGAAGUCUGUACUUAUUAAAUGUGGGUUAAGUACUGAUACUGCCUCAGUCACUAUUCUUCUGAAUAUAAGUUUUGCAAUAAUUAAUUUUGUUGCAUGCUCAGCUUUGAUAUUUAGAAUACUUUGAUGUCACUGCUGAACAAAUUUCAUUGUUGACUCACCUGGUAUAUAUCAUUAAACCAGAUGUAACCUUGGUUUAGUUAGUUUGCGGACUUUUCAAAAAGAAAAGAGCCACAGUGCUUUUAAGCUUUUGCUGAUUGAUUCGAAUGUCUUGUGUGAGACUAACAACAUCAAUCACAACUUUUUUUAAACAAUGGUGGAUGAGGUUUUUGUGAUAUUCAGAAUAAUCAAGGCUGAGGUAGGUGUUAUCAGCUGAGCCAAGUAUAGUUUAAAAGGACAAUUGAUAAUUUGGUCAUGUGAUGGAUUAUUCAUGUUUGCUGUUUGCUCUAAAAAAGGUUCUAAAAUUCUUUAAGUUGUAGAAUUGAAAGGCUUACCUGCCUUGACUUAGUGUAAAUGGUCUUAACUACAUUAGCCUGUGCUGCAAAGGAAAGUCCGUCUAUGAAACAGGGCUGAAAUCCUUGUUCCGGGUCCCCACUUGUGCACCAGGGCCGGGUUGUUCAAAGCUGGGUUAAGAUAACCCAGGGUUAGUGGAAAAUUUGAAUUCAAAUAUGAAAGCUUAUAAAGUAAAUUCAGUUUAAUUCUUUUUGUCUACAAGUUGAUGAUUCAAUGCUCUAUGAAUAUCAGAGAAAACUGUCCCAGGAAAUGCUUUUGAACAAAAGAAAAAGAAUCCCGGGUUAAAUUUAACCCUGGGUUAAGUGCUAAUCGGCCAUCAAACAACUGGGCCCAGGAUUUGAGUAGGCGCCAAAAAGUCAGAUAUAAAAAAAUCAUUGUCGAUUUUUCAAUCAAGAUCAAAGGAAUUCAAAAAACACUUCUGGUGAUUCGUUGAGUCCUUUGGAGGUCCAGAACAAGACUCAUGAUGCUGCUUCGCAGAUGUUUCUAACCAAGGUUAAAUUACAUCUGUGAGGCAUGCUAUAAGUACAUUUGCAGUAAAUUAAUUUGCUUAACAGUAAAUCCAAAGAACCUAUGGAGAACAUACAACUGGCUUUUUGUUAUUAAAAUGUCUUACUAGAUGAUGGAACAUGCCUGGACAGGAUAUGUAAAUCACGCAUGGGGUGCCAAUGAGUUACGGCCAAUAAGCAAGUCGGGGCAUUCAGCAUCAAUAUUUGGAGCUUCUUCAAUGGGUGCUACAAUAGUUGACGCAUUGGACACUUUAUACAUUAUGGGAAUGAAAGAUGAGUUUGAGCGUGCAAGGAAGUGGGUGGCAGUAUCACUUCACUUUAAUCAUGUGAGUACAGAAGAAUCUUACUGUACAAAUUACUCUAUUGCUUGGGCAAUUCAAUUUCAAGUACAGUACAUGUAUGUUUGUUUGUUUGUUUUCAACUUGGCCACAUGGUGGACUUAGUGAUGAUGGUGUUUUUUAAAUGUCAAUCUGGAAGUCUAGGAUUCCAGUUCCUACUUUUGCAAGAAAAGGUUUUUGUCCCUGCUCUUAGCAGCCAUGUAUUUUCCCCUUUAACCUUAUUAAACCGCAAAUCAAUCUCUGAAAGGCUUAUUAAUUUUCGAACUUUCUAUUCUAGAGGUGCUUGUUGUUUAAUCGCGGAAGCACAAUCUUCUUUUUUCAUACCAAAAAGAGGCAAUUAUUCCAGGGACAGCGGUUAAUUGAAGUGAUUGCUUUAUUGUGUUUACUUGCACACCAGAAGACAUACCCUUAAUAUUUUGUCUCAUCAUCCCAUCUUAACAUACAUGUAUGUGUAAGAUAAUCACCGCAACUGAACAUGGGUUUUCUUAGUGUUCCUAAUUAAGAAUUGGUUUCCUUGACUAAAUUUUAAGGCACUUGAAUCAGCAACUUAUACGCGAAAACCUCAUCCAAUUAUUAAUUUUUUUCAUUGCCAUUUCUCUAAACAGGCUUCAGACGUGUCCGUGUUUGAAACCACAAUACGAUUUCUUGGUGGACUUUUGUCUGCCUAUGCUUUCAGUGGAGAAGAGGUAUGAGCAACAAUGUUGUUUCCUUGCUUUUGACUAUGUAAAAGCUUUAUACAGUAUAGUUUUAAUAGUUAGAUAUACAUGUAUGUGUAUUAUUGGUUGAUAUCAAUCCUCUAAAGUGCGCAAACUAAGUAGACGGCAGUGGAAACUGCAUUACAAACUGUGGGCAAUAGAUCAGGAGCUCCCUUUGUACAUUUUACGGAGGCUCCUACUUGGUUUGCAUUUCCAUUCACUUCUUGCUUUCUGGCCUGUCAGGAAAGUCAUUAAGACAGAAUCCAUUAGGAAAUUGUACCAGAAUAUUUAAACCAUAUCGUAUUCUUUUUUACAUUUUUCAAGGGCUAUAGAUGUAAUUAGUUACCGUAUUUAUUCAAAUAAGCGCCCAACCUCGAAUUAGCGCCCACCUCGAAUAAGCGCCCAUCCUAAAGGCAGAAAAAGUUAAUAAGCGCCCAGCCUCGAAUAAGCGCCCACCCCACCACACCUUCCUCCCACUCUCACUCAAACUCAAAUUAGCGACCACCCCUAAAAUUGAAUAAGUACUAAUAAGAGACUGCCCCAAGGACGGAGUUUUCUUCAAAGUAUUUUACAGGAACUUUACUUUGUUACAUCUUGGCGUUUUGUUAUUACCAUUUAUUGUUUUGUUGCAAAAUACACAUACUACACCUGCUGAAAAUGUUGAAAAUUUAAUAAGCGCCCACCCUCGAAUAAACGCCCACCUCGAAUAAGCGCCCACUCUCAAGGUGCAAAAAUUGAAUAAGCGCCGAGGGCGGUUAAUCGAAUAAAUACGGUAUCUGUAUUAAGACCAAGAUUUCUUAUGAGAGCCUGAUAAAUUUCACAAAAUGACACCUUAUACAUGAAAGUGUCAGAAUUUUACCUGUGUUUUCACAAUUCUGGUGACAUUUGACAUUUAUUUUCCCGGGCUCCCAUGAGAAAUAGUCUUUGAUGUCAUUACAGAUAACUAAUUAUAUCUAUGGCCCUUGAAAAAUGUUACAAAGAAUGCGAUACUGUUUAAAUUAUUCUGGUACAAGAUUUUUGUCCACUGAAAAUUGAAAUUACUCAAUUUCCUAAUGGAUUCCGUCUUAAUUCUUGCUGUUAGUAUAAUUAUCAACCUCUCUCCCUCUCCCCUCUCUGGUAUGUGUCAAAUUUUGGUUAGUAUCCCCUUGACUGGUUCAUUGUGAUGGUCUGCCAUGGAUAUGUUACAGGUCAAAAUUGUAUUCAGGUUGAUGUUUUUUAACCCAGGUUGAUUCUCAGUUUCCUUUGUCUCCUAUCCCUAAUUCAUGAAUAAUUAGGGUUAGCUAAUUGGAGACAAAGGAAACUGGGAAUCAACCUUGGUUUAAAAAUUUUAACCUAAAUUUAAUUUUGACCUGUAACAGAUACAGUGUACCUCCUCCAUGCCCGACAGCUGCCUGGAUGGCUCUACCAAUCUUUCGGGCACCAGCUCCCAGGCUCAUCUAUUGUUGAUUUAAGCCUAUGUGAUAAAACACUCAGAAAAAAGCCCAGGGGUUUUAUAUGUGGGGUUCUAUCAGUGAUAACUUGCAGUAACCUGUACAAGUUUAUAUUUGGCUAGUUUUAUAUCAUAAUUAAUAUCAUAAUAUGUUAUUUACACUGAACUUGUUUUACAGGUUUUCAAAGUGAAAGCUAAAGAAGUUGGCGACAAACUCCUGGCUGCAUUUAACACACCGACAGGAAUACCAUGGGCAAUGGUUAAUUUUGCCAGGUUUGUAUUUUAAGUACAGGGGAACCCUAUUAAUAUGGACACCAAAGGAACAUGCCAUAGUGUCCAUUUAUUAUCCGGGUGUUCCUAUUAAGCUGGCUCACUUAAAAAGUGUCCCAGACUCAUGCUGUAUUGACAUUGAGACUUAAAAAGACAUAGAAGAGGUGUAGGUCGAAUGACAGCAGCAAAAAGCCAACAAAGUGAAAGUUGUGUAGUAGAAGACAAAAAAUGUUUGAUGAGGCUACAGUACAAGGGUCAAACACAGGGUCAAACAAUGUUGAACUACAGCUGUAUUUUGUUACUGUAUUAUUAAACUCUUUGAAAUCUGUCAUUAUUGGAACAUGGUACAUUGUCUACAAUAAUAAUUGUAGACACAUAACUGUGACAAGGAAAAGAGACAGUGUGUAGAUAACCAGUGUCUGUGAAGCAGAGUGGACAAUUUGAGGGUUUGCACCUCGGGACACAGAAAAGUGGCUGUGUCCGUUCUCUGUAUUAACCAGUGUCCAUAAUACUAAUUAGGGGGUUAAUAUGAGAAAAAAUACAUAUGUUUAGGUAAUGUUUGAGCUUUUCAUCAGGACAACUGAAGCUGUAUGUCCAUUGUAAUGCCGGUGUCCAUAUUAAUUUGGUUUCCAUAGGGGGGAGUUUCACUGUAGAAUAAUUCAUAAGACAGGGGCACCUUUCAUCAUCCUAAGACAACUUUACACUUUAAAAAUCUAUUAGCGAUAAAAAAUCACGACGUUUCGACCUCUCCGAGGUCAUUUUCAAGUGUUGAAGAACACAAAGGAUCGGCAAUCGGAAACCACCUCAGAGAGCAGCAUGAUAUGGAGCCUGAAGACAUCGCACAAAGUUUUAGAAUCUUAAGAAAGUGUCAGAACAAAUUUGACUGCCUUAUUUUUGAAAUGUUUUUUAUCCGAGAACUGAAACCAAUGCUUAACAAACAGUGCGAUUCAAUUCGCGCCAAAUUAUUUGUUUAGAGUAGUUCUUGUUAACAUUGUUUUAUUUCCGUUGUUUUUUGACUUUAUAAAUAUUUUUAGCACUUUUUACAUUUUUACAUAUUUUAUCACAUUUUAGCGUUCACCACAUUUUUAUCUAUCAUAACUUGUUUUUAACUUAUUUAUGCUAAUUUAGAGAACUUUUAUACACUUGAAAAUGACCUUGGAGAGGUUGAAACGUCGUGAUUUUUUAUCGCUAAUAUUUAUCUCAAAAUCGAUUUCUAAGAAGCUACUUAUUAAAAUAUAUUAGGUUUUUCUUAUUGUUUUCCCAAACAUCUUAGUAGAUGCUCUUUAAAGGUUAAGGGAAACAAAGAUUUUCUGAAAUCAUUUGUAUACUAUUUUUCACACCCAAAAUCUUAGGGGUUCUACAGUAUGUAUUAAUUUUUAACUCGUUGGUACGCAUGAGCGUACCAUGAGUUAUUGCAGGGACAGGGAUAUGCAAAUGAGUCCCUCGCUCACUCGUAGUAGACGCACUUCUUAAUUAAUCCGGUCUGAACUCGAGAGCGCGAAGAUCUAUCAUUUCCAAAGAAGCACGUGCUCGCCGAAGUUCGAUGGCAUCAAAUGCGUUCAUCGUGCGCUACAGCACGGUUAGAGGAUAGAGGUCUUACCAAAUUUAAGACACGCAGGAAUCUUUCAGAUUAGUACGAUUCAAGAACCUUUGACUCGUCCAGGCGUUAAACUUGACGAGAAGAUGAGCAUUUGCUCUUCGACUCCUUCAACUUCGACGCUGGCUUGAUCUCCUACUUUGUAGUAAUGUAGUAGGUUAUGUGUAUGAAUGAAUGUAUGGUAAAUAAAGGCACUUCUUCUUCUUCUUCUUAAGUACUCCCCAAGGUCACGGGGGGAAAUGGAUGUGAUUUUGAGCAUUAGCUUUAAAAUGACAGCGGAAAUCGAGAUAAGAAAACAUAAGCUUAUGUUUUGCAUCCUACUUCGCGAGGAGUUGUGUCGGGUUUGUAUCGCCUAUGUUCUUUCAUUGCCAUGAAAUGUGUUUACAUUGUUUUUUACUGUCGGUAGUGAGGUUUCAAUUAGCCUUAAUUUCAUCCGAUUGCUUCGAGUCGUUUUUUCGUUUUUUAUGGCUCGAUCAUUUGCCGGCGGAAGUUCCAUGGAAAAUGCAUUAAAUUUGAGACUUUUCACAAAAUCAUGUGAUCAUCCUCAAUGGCGUAGUGGCUAUGUGAGGUCUGGUUAACUCGGAGGCACCUGGUUCAAAUUCUGCUAACGACCUUCCUUUUCCCUUCUUCCUUUUUUUUCUUUUUUGUUUUGUUUUGUUUGCUUAUUUGUUUUGCUAUUAAUUUGUUUUGUUUUUGUUUUUGUUUUUAAAUAUAUACCAAAAUAACUGUUAAUAAAGUGCAAUAAACAGCAAGAAAGGUAUUGUGUUUCCAGAACAAGGAUAGUAUAUUUAUAAUCUGAAUUUCUAUCAUUCCCUAAAAUUUACUGUGGGAAAACCAGAGGUGAUAACUAAUUGAUUAUUUUCUAAACAACGUACCCACGAGUUGACGAUAGUCUUUCUUUGAUUCUUUAGUUGCUCAAGUUACAGUACAACACAGAUGUUGUUGUUGUUGUCCUUGUUGUUGUUAUAAAUUCACAUAAAACGUAUUUAUUACCAUUUGCUGCAUUUAAUGAGCAAACUUUACAACAGUAGACCUGUUCUGUUUUUCUCAACUGUAAUGUCAUUUCAAAACAAACAUCUCAAAAUAAAAAUUACUAGUAAACAGCAGUUCAAAUUGAUUUGUAACAUUCAAUCUUUUAUCUGCAGUGGCAGUGGACAUAACUGGGGCUGGGCAUCUGGUGGUUGUUCCAUUCUCGCUGAAUUUGGCACAUUGCACUUGGAGUUUGUGUAUUUAUCAAAGAUCACAGGAGAUCCAAUUUACGCAAAAAAGGUGAGAUUUUUGUCCUUAACCAGGAUGUUCAUUAGGCAUCUGAGAUCAGAGAAUUCUCCAUUUUUACUACGCAGAAUUCUGCGACUAAUGUUUCGUACUGUAUCUUAUGACUAUUUCUUUAUUCAGACAUGGAACCUCUUUCAAAACAUUCUCCCGUUAAGUUACACCUUUCUCCUGCUACUAGUGACCCUGCUUAACACACAAUUAUUAGGGCAGAUGUUAGGCUUGUGUUAAUACAAGAAAGAUCCAGUCAUUUAUGAGAUGUUUCAUGGUAUAACCAGGGUUGUCAUUAAGAGCCGGGGGCCGGAGAUUUUCCCCGGCUACUAAGAGAGUGGCCCCCGGCUACUUUUAUUGGAAAAUAGAACAAAAAUAGAACCAAAAGAAAUCCCUAGCCGUUUGAUUCCCCGCCUACUUGUUGUAUUUACCCGGCAACUUGAAAUCUUAGUGACAACCCUGUAUAACACACAAAAGCAUUGCAUGUACAGAUCCAUCAAGUAUGAAGAGUUGAGUGGAGUUUUCAUUCUUGACUGGUGUUUUUAUUAGGUAUUCAGGGUCCGUGAAGUUCUAGAUCAGAUUGACAAACCUAAUGGAUUGUACCCCAACUAUUUAAACCCAAGGAGUGGAGUCUGGGGUUCACGUAAGUUGAUUUUUACUAUUUAUUGAGAACUUGAAAUGGAUCUGACAGUCUAAGAAAAGUUACAAUGUACACUGUAGUUCAAAAUGACUUUCUCUCAGUAUACACUCAAAUCUGCUGCCUGUCAACAGGGACACUUUUUAAUACAGGGUAUUUCAAAAGUUUGGUCCGAUUGUAAAUUCUAUUUUGCGCAAAGCAUUUAAUGCUUCCUUAGGCAAAUGUAAACUAAUUCAGGUAGUAAAUUUGUCUAAAUAACUGUUCAAAGCAAUUUCAAACUAAAAUUUGAAGAAAUUAUGAAAUUUUUAAAAUUUUUUUCCCAAAUGAGCACGUACGCGAAUUUUUUCCCGCCAUAUUUUUUUUGCCCAUUUUUUGUGAGAAAAUUUGCAUAUGUCUCGUAUUAGCGGAAUUAUUGCAUUUCAAACUAAAAAGUCGAAUCUCGAGCGCGAUUUACGCAAAGAAACUGACAUAAAAAUGAGUUACAAAGGGAAAUAGGAAAAUUCCUCACACCCUUUUUUAGGCCUUUUAUCUGUCAAUCAGAUGCAAUAAAAAGGAAGUGAAUAUUAAUUUUAACAACGCGAAAGGGCUGGAGCUUCAGCAGUAAACUUGAUACCUCUGAGUUCGAGAGCAAACAACUUAAGUGCCUUUUGAAAUUCGAUGAAAUAUAAUCUUUUAUAAGGUAAUUUAGUCUUUUAGCUUUAAUUUGAUAUAUAACUUGCCUUUGUAGCAAAAAUACUCGGGCGACUAGAAUUUUUUUCUGUGGGCACCUCAUUUUCCUUUACCGAGACCUUAAAGGGAGACACAUGAGGGGAUAGGGAGGGCCUGCCCAAGAGGCCCAUGAAAUCAUGCUAUUGGUUGAGAGACAGCUCCUGGGGAAAUAAGUGUUCUCUUUUUGCCAAAAAACUGUCAUUCAAAGAAAAUAAAAUUGUUUGGAAACAUGUCAUACAAAAUUAAUGGUGAUGGUCUAGUACAUGUAAUCACUACACUUACAGGCAUAAAGUUCUGUACUGGCAUAUUGAAGAUCAGAUCUUGGAGGACACUUCAAUGGGAUGCUGGUUUUUGUUUUUUCAAAAUUAGACAUGAAUCUAAACUGUGUAUGUAUCAGUGAUUGUUUUUGCAAUGUGCUGACUACUGCAGUACUGUUUAAUAGUGUGUAUCCCAAGUUCUGGGAACCAUCUACUUAUGCUUUUAAUGGUGUCACCCUGCAGCAAUGGAUUGUAAGUAAUGGAUUGUAAUCAAGCUCUUGCUUUCUUAACAGAACAUGUCUCUUUGGGUGCUCUUGGGGAUAGUUUUUAUGAGUACUUGAUCAAAUCCUGGGUAAUGAGUGGAGAAACAGAUAAUGUGGCCAGGAGGAUGUAUGAUAAAGCAGUGGAGGUUUGUAUUAACAAGCUCUAGUUACCAAAGUAAAGAGGUCCAUUAUUAAUGUGCAGAGUGUUCUUACUAAAAGAAUGAUAAAUUAUGCAAAAUUUAAAGGCAAAGAGAAUGACACUUAACUCUUGUAGGAAAGAGAAAAUCUAUAACAUUUACUUUAGUCUAAUUUCAUUUAAUUUUUUAAAUAAAAUAAUUGUAAGCUUGACUUACAGCUGUAGCAGAUAAAGAUGUCAAGCUAGUCAGAGAUAUGUCAAAAGGAAAGAUACAAUGAUGUUAGUAGACCCAACUGAUAAAAUAAAUUAAAAUCAUUGUCACACUGUUGUCUUCUUAGUCUUAAGUUCUGAUUAUGGAACGACAUACACAGAAUUAUGCGGUAUUAAUUAUUGUAAGAAAAUACAUUUAUUUUAUUACAAUGAAUCAUUACUAGCAGUUACUAGCUGUUAAUAAUAAUUGUGGAUUGUCCUUAAAGGCUAUAGAAAGAAUGCUGGUCAGAAAAUCUUCAGCAUCCAAUCUUACGUACAUCGCAGAGUACAAAUAUGGAAGGUUGGAGCACAAAAUGGACCACUUGGUAAGCUGAUGUUUUGAUUAUAAAUUUGUGCCACUGUCUAGAAACUGAGAAAGAAAACUGUAGUGUUACUCCUUUUGGUUUUAUCAAUUAAAAAACAUUAAUAAUAAUUAUUAUCAAACUAAUGUUAACCCUUUCAGUGUACUACCAGCAGCCAAUGAAAAAAUUCACAUAAAGUCUACAUAUCUUCGAUAAGUCCAGCGGAAAAGAAUUAUUAAUAGUACAGUGCAAAAGUUGUACCAAAGAAAUCUCUUUUCAACUGUAACACAGUAAGAUCUUGGUCCACAGAUCUAGAAGUUAGAAUGAUAAAUAAUAACACCAUGACAUUGUUUGAUAGGAGUUACAGCAAAGAGCCUAAAAGUAUGAUGGCUUUUGAUGUAUUCCCAUUCUUUCAUACAAAUUUAAUCCAAUCAGAAGCCAGCUGGAAACUGCCCUCGACCUCUGAUUGGUUAAUGUCUGCAUGACAGAAUGUGAGGUUACACUUUCGGGUUCCUUGCUGUAAAGGGUUUUCUAUGGUCAUCAAUGUUGAUUAAAGUUGUAAACAAUAAUAUAUGGCAGCGUGAAAGUUCACGUGGACCAUCUACAGCAGUACACGCCAGAUGCACUUGUUUCUAAGGUUGACCAAACUAUCAGGGUCCAUUUCCCCUACUUUUUAAGAAUAGCAGUUUGAGUUCUGUUACGUCACUCAGAUAAUAAUAAUAAUAAUAAUAAAUGCUAUUUAGCCAGGGUUAUCUCUUCAGCAUAAAAUGCUGCUAUCAAUGAGGGCCCUGGAAAAUAAAUAAAUAAAUAAAUAAAUAAAUAAAAUAAAAAAAUAUCUAUAUAAAAUUAGCCUAAAUUACAGUAACUAAAAAUACACUAAAAGUUAAAAAUACAACAAGAUUAAAAAAGUGUUUAAAAAAGCUGAAAUAUAGCAAUUAAAAUGCAUUUAAAAGCUAAACUAAUACAAAAAUGGAAAAGUGAAAGUGCUCUGAGAUGGUGCUUUUGGUUUUAUUAUCCUCAUCUGGGAAAGACAAGUCAAGAACCAUUGCAGAGGUCAAAACAAAUUUUAAAGGCAACGCAGUGUCAUCAGUUAUUUUUAGUUCCUGGGUGUUACCAUAAACUGCCGCUUUUAAGCCCUCUGCCACCUAUAAAUCCCCCAAGUUAAAGGCCUAUCUACCUGUAAGCAAAAAAUACGUCUGAUUAUAAGCCUGUGUACAGAACCCCCCUCCCCUCAGGAAAAAUUGGAGAAUGGGCUUAAAGGGCCUCUUCUCCGAUUUUUGCUGAGGGGAGGGGGGUCUUUACACAGGCUACCGAUUAUAAGCCCCCCUGGAUAUGAGCUCCCUCUAAAUGUAUUGAAACUUGUUUUAUUAUGAGGUUUUGCCACUCAGUAAAUAAAAAAUGUAUUAAUUUUUUUAUUAGCCUUGCUAAUAGCACUGUUCCAGUUAUACAGUAGGCCCCCUCAGAUAUUAGCCCUUCUGUUUAUGAAUCCUCCCAUAAAACCCCUUACAAAGAUACAGUAUAAGCCCAAGGCUUAUUAUAUAAGUGGCAGUUUACAGUAUGUUAACACGUGUGCUUAUAAAUGCUUAUUGUAUACAUGUAUAUGCUUUUACUUUCAGGCCUGUUUCACUGCUGGGAUGUUUGCUCUUGGAUCAAAAGGUUCUAAAAAUGAGAAGCAUUUUGUCAACCUUGGAGCAGAGAUUGCCAACACCUGCCACGAGUCUUACCGAAGGACAAGUAAUCAAAUUAAUAUUGAGAAACAAACAAUAGUGUGUCAUUCAGAUAAGAGGCAACUACAUAAAACUCUUACAGAUUGUUUAGUGCAAUCAUGACUUGUAGAGCCUGAAAACAUUACAGCCACAUUAUAAAGUUAUACCUCAAACCCCUAGAUGUAGGGGUUGAAAGGAGUAUUAAAAUAAGUAUAAGGGCUGGCAAGAGUUGUUGCACCAAUGAUCAGUUUGCAUUUUUUUUUCAGUUUGCUUCUUAGUUUCUCUGUAAGGAUAUUAUUAUUUCACUGUUAUUCAAAGAUCACCCCAAGUUAUUCUUUGUUAUUUUCCUAUUAUUACAGCAACUGGAAUUGGCCCAGAGGCAUUUAGAUUUGAAGGACCUCAUGAAGCAGUAGGCCUGCGUAGUAAUGAAAGGUACUACAUUCUUCGACCUGAAGUUAUUGAGGCAUAUUUCUACAUGUGGCGCUAUACGCAUGAGCCCAAAUAUCGGGAAUGGGCCUGGGAAGCAGCACAGGUUAGUAGAAUGAAGGAUGUUGCAGAAGAUAGGAAGAUCAAGAUUAUAAAAAAUAAUAUAAAAAAGAAAAUAAAAAAAAACGCUUUGCUAGUGCUUGCUUCUGGCUAGUUUAUGGGCUUUCUACUCGAAGAAUUUUACCAUACAGAAUAAUAAUACAAAAGACAAUAAGAAACCCAACUAGAAAGAAGCAUUUAGCAUUGGCUAUUUAGGGACAGUCUAUUAGAAAACUUAGUUGGGGGGGAGGGGUGGGUGGGGGCGUGACGUACAAAACAAUUUGGGCAAGGGACAAUUAAAGGAAAAAAAUUCAUGCACACUACGUUAUCUUUAAAAGUAUUUAUGCCCCAGCCUAAAAAAAGUUCAUACAAGGGAAAAUAAUGUUAACGAAAAAUUCAUUAGACUUGAAAAUUCCCCGCCCCUCUUCUAUAACUUCCCCUUCCGAGCAGUGGGUGAGUGGUUUAGUCUAAGUUAUUACCAAUAGCACAGGCUAGUCGUGGCCAUUGAUGGUCAUAAUUAGCUAGGCAGUAGGCAAUAAACAACAUUAAAAUUACUCAAAUAAAACUGAACUUUCAAGAAAUAUUGUACUACUUUAGGAAAGGACCAAGCAGGGUUUUUGAUGUUUGAUGACUUUUUUUUUCAGAACAUUGAAAAGUUUUGCCGGGUGGAGGCAGGAUACUGUGGAAUACGUGAUGUUUCUCAGGUUCCUGUGUCACAUGAUGAUGUCCAACAAAGUUUCUUCCUAGCAGAAACUUUAAAAUACUUGUAUUUGAUAUUCUCUGAUGACACUCUUAUUCCUUUAGAUCACUGGGUCUUCAACACUGAAGCUCACCCAUUACCAGUAAUUGGCAAAAUGCAGCCAGUUCAGUCAAGAUAGUUAGGACAUCUUUUAAAAUUAAGUUCAAGUCAGUUUGGACAUUUCCAAGUGCACGACUAGAACAAUAAUAAUUAUAAUAUUAGGUGUAGUAGACUUAUACCCAGGGGUUGAUUCCUUUGGCAUUUUGAAAAUCCAAAGAUGUUACAGAUGAAACUGACAAGGGCAAUUCCUUUUCUCUGUUUUUGUAUCCAUGGAAUUUUUUUGGAGUUAAUUGUCACUCUGGGAAGAUCGGCUACAUGUACAAAUAACACUGCUUCCCUGCCCACAGGGGCUGGGCUGUCACUAAGCUUUCAUGAUGCUGGGUUUAUGCAAUUAUUAGGUGAGGAAAUGAACAGCUAGGAAGUUCUAUUGGUUCUAUUUUCGUUUUGGUGUCAUAUUAAAGUAUCCAGGGGUCAUGUUCAUCAUACAUGUAGCAGGGGCAAAUCCCCAAUCCGCGGCCAUAAGUGACAGCCAUGCUGUAUGCAGGGUCCGAAAUUAGAUUGUUAAUACGGGCGCCAACUGGCGAUCAAGUAUAAAUUUUUGGUCGCCAGAGGGCAAAUUGUGGUCACCAAAAAAUUCCCCCUCCCUUUUUUUCCAAUAAUAGUUUAAACGCGAAUAAAAAAUGCAUGGUAUGGACGUUUUUAUGCUCGAAAAUUGCACUUCUUCCACUCCCGAUAUCAGAAAGCAACCGUACGUGUACGAGAGAAGUCUUUUUUUUCCCGCAAAUUACUUUUUGGAGAUAUAAAGCUGUCUGACUUAGAACGUAGGAACAGAAAGCUGUCUGCCCAUGACUGCACUGAUCACUCGUACCUGUACAGAAAGUACAUAACGUACUUACCGAACAACAUGGCGGCUUGGAAACGUUCAACUCGUAUUGAUCGUAGCUGUUGUGGAGGUAUUAUUACAGGAAGAUUCGUUUCACUUUUAAUUAAAAAAUAUCAGCAGGACAAAAAGUAAGACACCUGUUGGCAAAUAGCUGCGAGGUUUCAAUUCUUGAUCAAUUUCUCCGAACGUUAAAGUCCACAAUAACAACCAGCUUUACAAGUUGCUAGCUGGUGACCAGCUAUGAAAUUCUGGUUGCUAGGACUAAAUUUUUAGUCGCAUUGGUGACCAGGAAGGCACAAUUUCGGACCCUGGUAUGGGCAUUAUUGUACCCAAAGUUAAUAAAUAUGGCUAGUGUAACCACAGGUAUUUCAGUCUUAUUAAUAUUGUACUUAAAUAGAGGAUAUUACAUGGCCGCUCGGAGAUACGAAAUUUCUCUUCGAGUGUUGAAAAAUAUUUCACUUGUUCGCUGCGCUCACUCGUGAAAUAUUUUUCAACACUCGAAGAGAAAUUUGGUAUCUGCAAGUGGCCAUGUAAAGCUCACCUGGUAUUUCACUGGUGUUUAUAUAAUAAUAUAAGCUUAAAGCUAAAAACAUAACAGCCUUUUUAGACAAUAAUUAUGUAAUAAUAAUUAUUACCUAUUGUCUAAAGGCUGUUAUUAUUAUAUUGUCUAAAAAGGCUCUGUGGUUCCUGUUUUUUAUACCUUAUGGCUACUACUAUACAACCAAAACACUACCACAAUAUUUUGUGAUAUUCAAUCAAGAAACUUACUUCCAAAUGUCAAAAUUAACUAAGGUACUUUUAACAUUAAUUAGAUGCACACAUGAAUUAAUUACUGUAAAAUACUUUCAUAUAAAAUUAUGAUAAGUUUGAUCUUAAGUGUCAAGCUCUGUAGUAUUGUUACAAUUCUAGCCUAAAUAAAUACUAUAAUUUGUUUAUAUCUGCCAAUUUUCAAUGUAGAUUUUUUGUGAUUGCACAUAGUAGUUGUAAGAAAAACAAACAACCCAAAUUAAUUUUCAUAGAAAGGAUAAAAUUAAUAAUUGUGUAUCAAAUCUAAUUUCUCAGAGUUGAUUAUUUUAAAAAAAAUUGUGUACUCAGUGGGCCUUCCCUUGGCAGGUCUUCUAAAAAGUUUCAAUAACACGUUUUCUGGCAAGACAUUGCAAAGUGUCUCAUUGUAAUGGAUUAAUUGAAGUUUUCAGAUUGAGAAAUUUUAGACCAAAGAUUAACAGCUUCCAAGUUGGUAAAUGCUGGAAUGAUAAUGGUGGAUGAUGUAUGUCUGGCUUUUCGAUAAUUGAAGAUACUCUAUAUCCACAUUUACUCUUCCUUUUCAAAGUGCUUUUCCUUGUUUUGUCUUCAUGAAUGCUACUUUGAAAUUCCCAAAAAUGCUAUUGAAGAUUCUGAUUCACAUUGUUCAACAUGACAAAGCUUUCUUUCUACUACCAUUAUUAUACUGUUCAGGGUGUUCAUUGGGCAUUGGAGAUUGGAGAAUUCUCUGUUUACUUAGCAGAAUUCUCCGGCUAAUGUUCUUUAGUCUAUGACUAGUUUUAAUUCAGACACAGAGCCCCUUUCAAAAUAUUCUCCGAUAACCUGAAACCCUUCUCUCAUUACUAGAAUUCUUAAUGAAAACCCUGACUGCUUCUUACAUCAACACACAAAUACAUAGUUUCAUUCCAGGUUGAUCCAUAAUUAUUAUUUAUUUAAGGAUUAUUUUGCACAGUUGAUAGUUUGCUCAUUUCGGAAAUUUGAGCAAAUGUCAACUUGAAUCUGAUUUUUGUUAUGUUUGCCUAAUAUUUCUGUUUAUAAUUAUGUAACCUGACUAAUGGAGCUCUUUAGCAUGUUUGUUGGUUAUCCCAUUUCACCCCUCAUGAUGUUUCUUUAGAGAAAUGUUUUCUUCCAAUUUCUUCCUGUCCACAUACACAAGUUUGCAUAAUGUAUGUAAAGACAAUGUACAAAAUGCCCUUAGUUAUGAACAUGGGAAAAAACAAACAAGCUAAACAAAGGGGCUGACCAUUUAACUUUUGAGGUGAGAUGGGUGAUCUAAGUAGUUGACUUGGAUAAAAUUCUUUCCCAAACUAAUUCACCCCAAAAAAGUUAAUUGGUUGGUCUUGAAGAGUUCUAUUUCUAUGUGUGAGGUGUGAAACUGAACAAAUCUCUUUUAUAUAAGUUAAUUUUAAAGUAAAUUUUAAUGUAUUGUAAUUAGGUCAGGAUGCACCUCACCGUGUAAAAUGGAAUGUCUUGUAACAGAACACAUCAAUGUAAAUCUAUGAUUACAUGUCUUUUUUAUACAAAUAAUGGAUUUUUAUCCGGGGGUUUAUUAAUAACAUACUUUUCUAGCAGGGCUAGAUGCGUUUUUCCAGCCUUAUGACAUGACGCGCAUGUCCCACAUACGAGACUUAAUUUCACAUGAUUUUCCAGUGAAAUUGUGCGUGGGGUUCUACAGGUCAUAUGAUAAAUCAGGUUAAAUACUCUUAAAAAUCAAGUCUGUGAGCAGACUUUCCUCUCCUUCCGUCUUUCUUGAAGUGAGAAAAUCGAGGCAAAGCUAGUGUUAGGUAAGUAAUAAAACUACAAGCCGUAACAAUUAUUGUUUUGCAUUAUAAAAAUAAUUUAUUAUGAAUCAAGUUGUGUGCAUACUAAUCUGAGGAAAAAACGAACCACUGCUUACA